Psilocybe cubensis is the source of this 417-nucleotide messenger RNA. RefSeq lists its product as uncharacterized. Gene Ontology annotation, biological process: endoplasmic reticulum to Golgi vesicle-mediated transport; retrograde transport, endosome to Golgi. The transcript has 5 exons. Bases 1 to 417 code for a protein of 138 amino acids. The record is from RefSeq and is a predicted model, not a curated record. Gene Ontology annotation, cellular component: Golgi membrane; endoplasmic reticulum; COPII-coated ER to Golgi transport vesicle. NCBI's taxonomy places the organism in Eukaryota, Fungi, Basidiomycota, Agaricomycetes, Agaricales, Agrocybaceae.
AUGUGGCUUUCAGAUGCUCAGAAAAUUGGCGUGGCGCUGACGACCUUCGGAGCGCUCUUCAUGGUCUUGGGUGUUAUGCUCUUCUUUGACGGAGCGCUACUGGCCCUCGGAAACAUCCUCUUCAUUUCUGGACUCACCCUGAUCAUUGGCCCUCAAAAGACAUUCUACUUCUUCGCGCGGAAGCAAAAAAUUCGAGGCACCAUAUGUUUCCUCGGUGGUAUCCUCCUCGUCUUCUUCAAAUGGCCGUUCAUUGGGGUGAUCGUCGAGACUUUCGGAUUCUUAAACCUAUUUGGCGAUUUCUUCCCCGUGGUUAUUACUUUCCUGCGCCAACUGCCCUUUGUUGGAACAGUUCUCUCGAUGCCUUACAUAUCCACUCUCGUUGACCGGGUCGCCGGUUCACGGACAUCUGCAGUAUAA